AUGUUCGCUCAUCUCUCAUCCGCUCUCUUCCUUGGCCUUCCUUUGCUCGCAAUCGCUAGUCCCGUGGCUCGAAGCACCACAAGUGAAAGCCUCUCCAUCGAUCCUCUAUCUGCUCUCAAACCCAACACUACAUUAUGGUCUGCUGGGGCAUCUAACACUUUCUCUGUCUGGGGGAACUCUUGUAAUACUACUCAGUUGGAGCUCAUUGGAGAGGGUCUUGCUCAAACUUUCAAGCUAGUUGAACACGGUAGAGACCAUUUGCGGAGAUACGGUAACGAUAGCUACUUCCAAAGAUGGUUCGGAAAGACCAACGAUCCAAAUACCCUUCAAGGGCUGUUCGACCGAAUCGUCAGCGGUGAUAAAGGAAAUGUUUCUUUCACUUGUGAUGACAUCGAUAACACUUGUAAUGGAAAAUACGGAAUCAUUCCUGGAUACUUCAGCUCUAGUACCCCCGAACUUACUGUGGUUUGCCCCACUUACUACCUCUCCAAGUUCCCUAUGGACGAGCUCUGCACCCGGGGUAACACAAUCACGUCUCAAGGAUCAGAAUCUACAGAUGGCUCCUGGUUCUUGCAUCGACUUUUGCAUCUUCCAAUCGCUAGUGGCGGUCUCUUAAAAGACGUGGUAGACUCAGCUCAUGAUGCUGUAGAACUUGCCAAAGGUGUCAACGCCACUCAAUCCAUUCACAAUAUCCACUCUAUUCAGUAUUAUGCUUUGGAUGUUUACGCUUCAGACAUUCUUUUACCCGGAGAAGGUUGUCUUGGUGAUACUUCCGUUCAGGUUUCUGAAUAA
Molecule: messenger RNA, 792 nt
Organism: Kwoniella shivajii
Lineage: Eukaryota; Fungi; Basidiomycota; Tremellomycetes; Tremellales; Cryptococcaceae
Exons: 6
Coding region: 1-792 (263 amino acids)
Cellular component (GO): cell surface; fungal-type cell wall; extracellular region
Molecular function (GO): integrin binding; zinc ion binding; metallopeptidase activity
Source: RefSeq, a predicted model, not a curated record